Messenger RNA from Cucurbitaria berberidis CBS 394.84, 2189 nucleotides. RefSeq lists its product as uncharacterized. Gene Ontology annotation, biological process: positive regulation of transcription by RNA polymerase II; DNA-templated transcription. Lineage: Eukaryota; Fungi; Ascomycota; Dothideomycetes; Pleosporales; Cucurbitariaceae. Gene Ontology annotation, cellular component: nucleus. Gene Ontology annotation, molecular function: zinc ion binding; sequence-specific DNA binding. The record is from RefSeq and is a predicted model, not a curated record. Bases 1 to 2124 code for a protein of 707 amino acids. The transcript is spliced from 3 exons.
AUGCGAUGGGGUUUAGCUCCUCCACCGCCUUUGUUGGCCGUCUCUCGGGCCCAAACUCGAAGCCAGAAUGUUCGCAUCGACUCAGGCCUUGACACAUUCGCCAUACCCCGCGACGAGGCUCAAGAAAGCGACACCGCAAUACCGGAUGGUACAGUGGCCGCUGUUCGUCGCGAUGACACACCACAAUCCGAUCUGGAAGAUGCUGAAGGGUAUUUCGGUCAAAGUAGUAAUAUCGCCUUCUCCAAUGCCGCAAGGCUUCAACUAAGCUCUCGACCACCUUCUCCACCGCGCCUCGGCGCUGAUACUUUAGCAACCCCCAAAGACUCAGUAGGUGUCGAGCAUGGCCAGUCACUCGCGGCACCAGCCUUUGGCGCCCCACCCAAUAAUAAAUACAACGCCCAAAGUUGGCUGCGCUUCAGUGAACCACCAUUACCAGCACUGAACCUUGCUAGAUACUAUCUUCCCCCACCUGAACAGGGUUUCGAGAUGUCGUCUUGGUACUUUGAGAAUGCUAGUCCGACGUACCGGAUCCUUUACCAGCCGUCUGUGGAGGCCAUGGUCGAAGGCAUGUGCGGUGAAAGCCAAUGGCUUGGGGGCGGAGGCGGUCAUAAGUCGGAGCUGAGCCGAGUCGAAGAAUGCUUGGUCUUGAUGGUAUGGGCGCUCGGGUGUCAGUAUCCUAAGUCUCGAGCUGGCCGAUCGUUUGCACCCAAGGAACUUGCAUGGCUUCAGCAAAAGGGACUCCAGUACUUCCAACUCGCCCAGCUCAUAUUAGACAAGGAAAGAUCGCUGAUUGAUCGACUCGUUGUUCUCCAAGUCCGGUUGUUAAUGUGCCUAUAUCUGCUGACCGCAGCUCGACUCAAAGCGGCAUGGGACCUCUUCUCAACGGUCAAAAACAUGGCCAACAACCUUGACCUCAGCCGUGUUGAGUACCCAUUGGGGUCCAGAAUUGGUAUGCACACUGUCAAGUGUGUAGAUUCGUUGCAAGCGGAGCAACGGAAACGAGCGUUCUGGGCGGUCUACACUUUGGACACUUAUCUAUCCGCCAUGUUGGGUAAGAUCUUUAUCUUCGACGAGAGCGAUAUUAGAAUUGGCCACGCAACGCUUGAUGACGAAGACAUUGUCACUGGCAAGGAUCCUAGCCGCCCCCCGACCAUACCCCAAAGCCCUGAUGGGUUCCCAUCUUUAAUGGGGGCGCCGAGUGCACAUGCAAAGUUGGCGAGAAUCAUCAGGCAAGCUCUAAAGACUCUCUACUUAACUCAGGAUGUUGAACCAAACGUUACCAAGAUCGAGGAACUUGCCGCGGCGAUGCAACAAUGGGAAGACGACUUGCCGGACUUUCUCCGUUUAAAGAGUAGCCGAAGUUUGCUCCCAAUAUAUGCACGCCAGUCGACCGUGAUUCGACUGGCAUGCCACCAUGCCUAUCUUCUUAUUUUCAGACCCUCGCUACCUCUGUCUAUGCUCUCCAGAUAUAGCACGGGGGAAGAUGCCGUCUUGGCACCUCAUAUCCGCUCCUUUCAGGACCAGUGCUUAGAGGCUGCCCUUUCCAUUGCGGAAAUUAUCUCAGCCUUGCUCCGAGAAAGCAGCAUAACUGGUCAAUUCUGGUUUAGCGCAUAUGUCAACUUUUGCGCAGCUACCGUAAUGCUGGUAUACCUAGCGCACAACCCAUCAACUCCACGGAAGCAGGAGAUUUGGGAGGCUGCUCAAGCCUGCUGCGAGGCCGAGCGAAGCUUUACGCCAACAAAUCGCCUGGCAGGGAGAUAUGUUGCGGCACUCGAGGACCUCACUCAAAAGCUACAACGACGGCUUACAAUGAGGCACUUACAUCCAAGCUCAAUGCCACCAACCCCUGCAGUUAUACAAACUCCGCAAUCAAUCAUGCACGCUCAGUACAUACCUAGCAACGUUUUUGAUUCAGGCUAUUUUCAAUAUAAUGAGAGAGAAGGAUCGAACUUCCCCGACGGCAUUAAUUCGGGACUUUCUCUGGAACCUAGUUCUACUUGUAACCCUCCAGCUCAGAAUGAGCAAUGGGAUGAUUUUCUUACGGGCAGUCUUGAAAAUUCGUCUUUCUUUGAUCUGGAUUCCCUGGUUUCUGGAGGCCAGUACUUUGGUUGGCCGGAGAACUGAAGAUGAGGCAGGCUGUCUCUGUUAGCUGGUAGAGCUAUGAACCCCGCUUGGAAGGCACUGGGAAC